AUGUAUUUCUUCUACUCAUCACAACCUAUGAGAGAAGAAGUCAAAAUUACUAUCACUACUCAAAGUGUGCCCAUUAUUGAUGAGGGAAAACUCGUCUUGCAGGCAAGCCUUUCAGGACUUUUGAUUACAUGUAUUGUUGAAGAUGAUCUACUAGGCCUUGAGUUAAUGAAACAAAAUCUCCCGAUUGGAACUCACGCAAGCUUGGGAGGCAAGUUUAUCAACAUAGGAAAUCGUAUUCCAGUGGGCGAGACACUCAACAUGCUUGUCACUUCAGUCAAAAUUUAUACUAAAGUGUCUGGAUCAUCCUCCGAAACACCAAAGACUGGGAAUAAGCGCCAACUUUCCCUAUCUUUUGACAGAGAAGCUACUACUGAAGACUUGGGAUCAGAAAACGAUGAUUUCGACUCCUCAGAAUAUAUAGGAUAUGCGACCGAAAAAAGACGACGGAUACAGACUAGAGAGCCAACGACCGGUCUUAGGUGGUCCCUAGACAAGUUUUCUGAAUACCCUUCAAGCGUUACAAACUACUUUUUGUCUCUGUUUGGUCGGAUCAGUCUUUUGAGAGGCCAUCAGCUUAUCAACGGUGAUGAAGCAAAUAUCCUCUUGAACGCAAUGCACACCAUUCACUGCAAAGGAAAUAAUCAAAAAAAGGAUGCCGUAGAGUUUGCAGACAUAGCCAGAAAACUGACGAAUAUGCUUAAUGAUUGUGAGAGAGACGAGCAUCUUCCAAGAUAUCCUUUUGACGACUCGGUCUGUUCUCUUCCUUCAGAUAUCUAUAAGCUCUUGUGUGAAUAA
Messenger RNA from Phycomyces blakesleeanus NRRL 1555(-), 795 nucleotides. RefSeq lists its product as hypothetical. NCBI's taxonomy places the organism in Eukaryota, Fungi, Mucoromycota, Mucoromycetes, Mucorales, Phycomycetaceae. The record is from RefSeq and is a predicted model, not a curated record. The coding region runs from base 1 to 795 and encodes 264 amino acids. The transcript is spliced from 2 exons.